Molecule: messenger RNA, 2066 nt
Organism: Mercenaria mercenaria
Lineage: Eukaryota; Metazoa; Mollusca; Bivalvia; Venerida; Veneridae
Product: T-cell-specific guanine nucleotide triphosphate-binding protein 2-like
Exons: 2
Coding region: 474-1232 (252 amino acids)
Biological process (GO): defense response; cellular response to interferon-beta
Cellular component (GO): endoplasmic reticulum membrane
Molecular function (GO): GTPase activity; GTP binding
Source: RefSeq, a predicted model, not a curated record
CUGCAUUCAAAACAGUUGUAUUAUGAUGCAGGAGAUGUAUUGAGCUACCUGAGAACAUGGCAAGUAUUGAGGGGAACAAAUUCUCAUUUAUCAGAGAAAAGGUUGACUCGCUAAAAGUACAUUAUGACAAAGAAGGAAUUCAAGGAGUUGCCAAACGCUUGAAGUCGCAGUUAAACGAAUGGAAAGAUGUUGUUCUAAAAAUAGCCGUGACAGGGAGAGCUGGGACAGGCAAAUCCUCCUUUAUCAACGCCUUAAGGGGUAUUACCGCCGAUGACGUAGAUCAUAAUCCAGCUGCCGUCAAUGUUGUAGAAUGUACACCAGAAGUUCAGGAGUAUAAAUACCCAGGGAAUGACAACUUUUUGCUCUAUGAUUUACCGGGCUUAGGAACACCUCAAUUUUAGAAAGAAACUUACCUGGAUGAUGUGAAUUUUGAUCAAUAUGACUUCUUCAUAAUAGUAAUCGACACUCGAUUCAUGGAACAUGAUCUUUGGCUAGCAAGUAAGGUUGAAGAAAGUGGAAAAUUAUUCUACUUCGUUCGUUCAAAAAUAGACAACGACAUGCAAAAUGAUAGGAGGGCCCAUCCAAGAACGCAUAACGCGGCUUCUAAGAUUGCAGAAAUCAGGCAGAACCUUGAAAAACACCUUACCACAUUUCGAAGAAAGGAAAUUUACCUUAUAGACAAUUACGAUACACAAGCCUACGAUUUUGGAGCUUUAGCAAGAAAAAUGAUUGAGGACUCGUGCGGAAUUAAACAAGAUGUGUUGGCUUUAUCAUUGGCCUGUCUUUCAAGGGAGGUUAUAGAAGCCAAAAGGAAAAGUCUGAAACGCAUGAUUCCACUACAUGCUUACUUCGCUGCUGCAUUUACCCAAGUUGUGAAUUUAAGCCUUACUUCUCAAAAUCCAAAUGAUUAUAUUUCACAUGAGAUCGAAUACUAUGGGAAGGAGUUCGGAGUCGACACCAGUUCAUUGACUAAAGUAGCAAUGGUUUGCGAUUUAGGAGAUGAUAAAAAAGAAACUGUAGAGGAGUUGAUGUCCUCUCAUAAUAAAUCUAUGUCAAAUUAUCUGCGACAGUCAAUAUUUCAUAUGAUUAACUACAUACCUCUCGUUGGUAGCAUUUCAAUGUUUAUUAGAUAUUCAAAACACUUGAAGAAAUGCCUUGAUGAUACAGCGGAACGAGCGAUUGAAGUACACUGUGUCCUAACAGAAAAUCUCGCAAAGAAACAUGUUUCUUAACAGAUUCUGACUGAUGUUGGGAGAAUACGUAUAAACUAUUGUAGCAGAAAUGAUAUCUUCAAGUACAUACCUGUCAGUAUAUUGUUAUUUCAACUGGUAUACAGCCACCUUAAAUCAAUUGUGCAUUCUAUUUUUACUUAAACCAGUUUUCAGUACAUUUUCUUCUUAAAAGUCCAUGCCAUAUAUUGAUACUGCUUUAUAUACAUGUUUAAUGAUGGUGACUUUUUCUAUAUCUUAUUUAAAUGAUGUUUUGUACCUAUUGGGACUUCACAAGCUUAGUAAUUAGUAAUUAGGUGAUAAAUACUUAUGUUUGCCUCCUAUUUGAGGGUCUUCUUAUUGUAGUUUUGCUUGCAUAUUGUGCCAUCUUUUAAAUAAUUGGUUUGCACCUUUAAACUAUCCAGUAUUAGACUGUAGCUUAAUUCAUAAUUUUUUCAUGAUUCUUGCUUUUUCACUGCUGUCGUCAGGGCAGGGUUGGUCAAUAAUUCUAAUAUUUCAAUUUACCAUAUUGAUUGUGUACAUGGUUUCUAGAACUUUCAUAACUUUUACAUUACUUUUACUAUGACCCCCGUUUUUGGCGGGAAUGUUAGGCUAAUAAAUAGGCAGGUUUGCAUAUCAGUGGUUUUGUUCUGUGUUUGGUCGCCGAAACGAAAGGUAGUGUUUACCUCCUUUCACUGACCUGCCUGAACCACUCCCCCUCUCUCUCUCCCCAGAUAUUAUAUUAGGAAAUUUUAGUUGCUUAUUUUUGGGGUUUUGUAAUUGAGAAAUUGUUAUUAAUGAGUUGUAAAAUUUGAACAACUUAGAAAGGGUAACCAAUAAAAGAAAGUGUGAACUGUG